UCUUCUAUGCCCGCUAUACUCAUGUCAACAAAAAAUAAAAAGUAAAGAAACCCUUAUGUCAAAAAUCUGCCGACCGCCACAUGUCACGGUAGAAAUUACAUUUAAAUUUAAUUAUUUUUACAAAUAAAUCAUAAAAAAAACAUGAAACCUCUUAUGCUACAAGGGCACGAGCGUGCCAUCACGCAGAUCAAGUACAACCGUGAAGGAGACUUGCUGUUUUCAGCAGCGAAGGAUUCCAAGCCAAAUGUGUGGUGGUCCUUGAACGGAGAACGUUUGGGCACUUUCAACGGCCACGGUGGUGUGGUUUGGUGCCUCGACGUAGAUUGGCAGACGAUAAACUUGAUCACGGGUGGAGGUGACAGUUCCUGCAGAUUAUGGGACUUGGAAACAGGGAAGAAUAUAGCUACAAUAAAGACAAAUUCAUCUGUGAGGACAUGUAACUUCAGCUUCAGUGCCUACCAGGCCGCAUACACCACAGAUAAGGCUAUGGGACAUCCCUGUGAGGUCUUUAUCAUCGACACCAGAACUAUUGAUGACUCCAUUUCCACUCAAGCACCAAUCCUAAAGUGGGAGAUCACAGACUCGAAGGUCACCUCAAUGGUGUGGGGAACACUGGAUGAAACCAUCAUCACAGGUCAUGAAAGUGGAGAUCUCAAUCAGUGGGAUCUUAGGACUGGCAAAAAAGUGCAUUCUAUCAAAGAGCACACACAUCAAAUCAAUGACAUGCAGCUGUCCCGAGAUGCUACCAUGUUCAUCACUGCUUCCAAAGACCAGACAGCCAAACUGUUUGACACCAGCUCUUUGGAACUACUCAAAGAGUACAAAACUGAGCGACCCGUGAAUUCUGCUGCUCUCAGUCCUAUCCUAGACCAUGUGGUGCUUGGUGGUGGUCAAGAUGCUAUGGAAGUAACAACUACUUCUACUCGUCAAGGGAAGUUCGAUGCUCGAUUCUUCCACUUAGUAUUUGAAGAGGAGUUUGGACGUGUUAAAGGACAUUUUGGCCCAAUCAACAGUUUGGCUUUCCAUCCUGACGGAAAGAGUUAUGCUUCUGGGGGUGAAGAUGGUUACGUACGGGUACAGAGUUUUGACCAAUCUUACUUUGAUUAUACUUUCGAUUACAACCGUGAUUAAUUUGUGAGUAUUAAUAACUUCCAACUGUACCUUCUUGUCUAAGUAAAUAUAAAUAAAUGAUUUCUA
Plodia interpunctella (Indianmeal moth) is the source of this 1197-nucleotide messenger RNA. It is a transcript of the gene eIF3i, whose product is annotated as eukaryotic translation initiation factor 3 subunit i. The coding region runs from base 142 to 1131 and encodes 329 amino acids. Lineage: Eukaryota; Metazoa; Arthropoda; Insecta; Lepidoptera; Pyralidae. Gene Ontology annotation, molecular function: translation initiation factor activity; RNA binding; protein binding. The transcript is spliced from 5 exons. Gene Ontology annotation, biological process: cytoplasmic translational initiation. The record is from RefSeq and is a predicted model, not a curated record. Gene Ontology annotation, cellular component: eukaryotic translation initiation factor 3 complex, eIF3m; cytoplasm.